Molecule: messenger RNA, 181 nt
Organism: Dentiscutata heterogama
Lineage: Eukaryota; Fungi; Glomeromycota; Glomeromycetes; Diversisporales; Gigasporaceae
Source: the annotation of a GenBank genome assembly
UGUGGAACUUUUACAACUAGUGCUAUUAUUAUAAAAAUUUUUAAUUGUUGCUGUUUUAAUUUUACUACCAAGGUCUUGAAUGCAUUUCUCUAUCCUGUUACACAUUUCAUCAAAGAUCCUGUAGAAUUUGAUGAUCAUAUAGAAAAUGAUGAUUGUAUGGAUGAUGAAAAUGCUUCACUUU